Messenger RNA from Clupea harengus (Atlantic herring), 3049 nucleotides. It is a transcript of the gene foxred2, whose product is annotated as FAD dependent oxidoreductase domain containing 2. Gene Ontology annotation, biological process: ERAD pathway. The record is from RefSeq and is a predicted model, not a curated record. Gene Ontology annotation, cellular component: endoplasmic reticulum lumen. Gene Ontology annotation, molecular function: monooxygenase activity; flavin adenine dinucleotide binding. Lineage: Eukaryota; Metazoa; Chordata; Actinopteri; Clupeiformes; Clupeidae.
AUCCACACGACUGUGCGAAUAUCACCAUGACACAUCAAACACGUUUCAUUUUGUAUCAAAAGAUUUGCCCUGCUGUGGGAAAAAGUAAUCGGAUUUAACCACGCCCCAUAUUGUGUAUGAGACCCUCUAUUGGACAACAGGGCUGACGGCAAGCGGAGUUCUGUGAUUUGAGAGGUUCUUCCAGCUGUUUCAUGCAGUGUUACAAAACCAGAAUAGCAACGCAAAAAUGUAGGGCUUGUGGAGCUUUAUCAUAUUCGUUUUUGCUUUUGCACUGGAUUGGGAUCGGUUCCAUCGAAAGAUCAAAUGGACUUCUUUCCUCUCCUGCCUCUUCUCUACACACUCAUCAGCUGUCACCCUGAGGAGCAGCUGGGUCCCAACAGCACCCAUCACCAUGACUACUGUGUUCUGGGGGCUGGACCUGCAGGCCUUCAGAUGGGCCACUUCCUGGAGAAAAGUGGGAGGGACUAUAUCAUUUUGGAGAGGAACACUGGCCCUGGGAGCUUUUUCAAUGUCUAUCCACGACACCGAAAACUCAUCAGCAUCAACAAGAUCUACACUGGGAGGAAGAACGGGGAGUUCAAUCUGCGCCAUGAUUGGAACUCUCUGUUGAGUGACAGGCCAGACUUGCUGUUUCAGCGAAUCAGUCGUCAACUGUACCCAGAAGCAGAUGACUUUCCCCGCUAUCUCUCCAUGUAUGUGAAAGAAUUAGGACUUAAGGUGCGGUAUGGAGUGGACAUUGGGAAGAUCCGGGCCACUGACCUGAGCAGUAAAAGAGGGUACAUCCUGACUGAUCAGUAUGGAUCUAUCUACAAAUGCAGUGUUCUGUUGGUGUCCACUGGUUUGUGGGUACCUCAGCAGGUGGAUUUUGUGGGGUCAGAUCUAGUGGAGGGUUAUGAGUCCAUUCCUGUGGAUCCUGAGGAGUAUAGGGACCAAGCUGUCCUGAUUCUGGGCAAGGGAAACGCUGCCUUUGAGACGGCCCAGAGCAUCAUGGGUAGAGCAAGUCGCGUGCACCUGUACAGCCCAAACCCUGUGAGACUAGCCUGGCAGACGCAUUAUGUUGGAGACCUGAGGGCCGUGAACAAUGAGCUACUGGACACGUAUCAGCUCAAGUCCCUGGAUGGCCUUGUGGAGGGAAGCCUGGAGGAUAUUGCAAUCGUGACGAGAGAAAGAGGGAGUAGAGGAAGAAGAGGGGGAGGUAAGAGGAAGAAGAGCAGGGCUAAGGAGGGCCAGGGGAGGGGUCAGCUGUUCCUGACGCUGGCCGAACUUCUGGAUGACAGCUCCAGGAACCACAGCGCCAAGGUCAAAGCAGAAAACCUGCCGGGUUACCACAACGACAACUUCUCCCUUCGCCAGCCUUAUGAUCGGGUGAUCCGCUGCCUUGGGUUCCGCUUCAAUUUCUCCGUCUUUGAUGGCUCUGCUUGCCCUGUCCACAGUAGAAGUGCCAGAGGGCGGUUACCGGAACUCACGGCUUGGUACGAGGGUCGGGGAACCCUGAACAUGUUUGUGCUGGGGACAGCUGCUCACUCCCGUGACUACCGCAUGUCUGCUGGAGGAUUUGUGCAUGGCUUCCGUUACACAGUGCGUGCAGUCCACAGAGUUCUAGAGCAACGUUACCAUGGCAAUGCUUGGCCUGCCACCAAGCUCCAAACCAGUCAGCUGCUCUCCUGGCUGCUGAAAAGGGUUAACGAAGCAUCUGGACCAUACCAAAUGUUCGGGGUGCUGGGGGAUGUAGUUUUACUGCAUGGAUCCUACUGUGAGUAUCUGGAGGAGUUCCCUGUUCAGGCACUGCCCCAGCUGCCUGUUCUCUCUGGUCAUCGGGUUCCAGAGAAGGGCCUGUUGGUCCUGGUCCUGCAGUAUGGUCUGAACCGCACAGACAGUCUGGGGCCAGGCCGGGCAGAGUCUGAGUGGACCCAGGCCUGGAAGUCCAGCUUCCUUCACCCAGUUCUGUAUUACUAUGACACUCUACCUACUGAAAAGGACAUGCGUCUGCGCCCUGUCGGCUGGCCACUACCACGCCCCAAGGCAAUACACCACAUGAUCGAAGACUUCCUGACAGAGUGGGACCAGCCCAUCUCUCACAGCCAGCCACUGCGGCGCUUCCUGGAACACUGUUUCGAAAGGGACCUAAGGACAUUCUAUGCAGAAUCCUGUUUCCGAUUAUCUCUGACCAGUCAGAAGCCACCUGUGUUCUGUCGUCAGGGUUACCUCAAAAGGCAGGGGAUUGUGGGCAAUCAGAAAUUAUGGAAACAUGCACGUGAUGCUGGACUCAUGCCUGACCUCCAGGACCCUCAGGUUCUCAGAAAGAACACCCAGCUUCCUCAGUACUUACCCCACACUGGAGCUGCAGUCACAUCGGCCAUGAACUUUGAUGGACUUUGAUUUAUGUCCAAAUAGAACCAAAGAUCUGGGGCAAGUCUGGACCUCCUCUACCUCCUCUCUUUCCCUUUUUUUCCAAAGAGGUCGAAUGUUUACAUUGUAAGAUGCAUUUUCCUAUGGUGGCAAGGGUGUGUAUGUUACACUAUAUUAUAUGAUGACUGUUAUGGCUGUUGUAUGUGCCUAAAAUGUGUGUUUAAGUGGAAGUACUUUUUGUAUUUAAAAUGAUGCUUUUGGUCAUGUCCAAUAUUUUCAUCAUAAUGCAAAGCUCCUUUAGCAUCAGUCGCAUGUGAAAUUUUAUUUGUGGCUCAACAGAAGCCUUUAACUUUAAGUAAUUACGAAGUGUCAUUAAAAGUCUAGUUAAGAUGACAGAAGUUACAGUCCACCUAGCAGCAUAAACAACGGGACAAUAUAGUCUGAAGUCUGAAUAAGCAUUUAUCAUUCAGAGAAUUGGUGCAGAAUGAUUUCAUGUAAUUUAAUAUGGGGAAACCAGUUUGCUUGCAUAGGCAUAAAUCUGCUGUGAGCUUUCUGGAUUGUACAACUCACGAAAGAAAUUGUACUAUCAUUUUAGCCCAUAGGCCUAAUAUCAGUAUCAAUAUCAAUAUCAAUGAUCAGAUCGCCUUAUCAAAAUCGCCGAAGCCUUCCAUCAUACCUAAUUAAACAGAUUAAAGAUAAA